Quercus robur (English oak) is the source of this 1350-nucleotide messenger RNA. RefSeq names its product E3 ubiquitin-protein ligase At3g02290-like. Bases 376 to 1023 code for a protein of 215 amino acids. The transcript has 5 exons. NCBI's taxonomy places the organism in Eukaryota, Viridiplantae, Streptophyta, Magnoliopsida, Fagales, Fagaceae. The record is from RefSeq and is a predicted model, not a curated record. Gene Ontology annotation, molecular function: ubiquitin-protein transferase activity.
GCUUUGUCUUCUCAAGGUUUCUAAGCUAACUUGCUUUCUAAGUCCUGUUCUAGUUUGCUUGCUAUUGGUACAAGUUAUUCUUUCAUGGGGUUUAUUCAAUUUACUCUGUUGGGCACUUGACACGUUAAAGUUGGUAACUUGGAUACCCAAUAUCCUUUUUUUGUUUGUUUGUUUGUUUGGUAAUCGUUGAAAAAAAAAGAAAAAAAAAGAGAGGAUGAAACUGUGUCUUCUCUGUUCUAUUUUAUUAAUAAUCGCCAUAGCUGUCAUAGUUGUUUCUUGUCAUCGUCAAAGCAAUCAUCUUUUUAUUUCCAUCCAAUUGUAUUGUAUGUUCUUCUUAGUAGAAGUCUAAGUUGCUGCCGCCGAAAUUGAAGCCUUAUGAUGGCUUGUCUUUGUAGUUGCUUUCAAGACAAGGACCCUGAAGAAAUUUUAGAUGGAUCCAGUCAUAGAAACAUCAGCCAUCAUAAUUCCCCUAUUCAUAAGUUCUUUGAUAAGUAUGCAUCUUUCUUCUGCAAUGGGCAAAUGAAUGCCCCCCCUUUGUCCCAUCAGGAGGUAGCUUCUUCAACUCCAAAUGGGGCACCUGAAACUAUUUUAUCUCCUCCUACAACUUUGGCAUUUCAUUCUGAUUUGAGACAAGCCAAUGUGCAAUGGGAUGGACUUGUAACAGGACACCAAAAAGGUGCAGGCGUUUUGCACAGUGAAACACAACUCAGAGGUAAUAGUAUUCAAAUUGGCCAAGACCUUGUAACUCAGUCAUAUUGCGGAGAGAAAUCAAAAAAAUGUCACUCAGAGUCUCCAAAGAAGAUAUCAUUGAAAAAUAGAGAAGCUGGAUAUGUUUAUGACCAUGCAUUACAAGAAGAGGAGGAUGUUUGUCCUACAUGUCUUGAAGAAUACACUCCUGAAAAUCCUAAGAUUAUGACACAUUGUUCUCACCAUUACCACCUUAGUUGUAUAUAUGAAUGGAUGGAGAGAAGCGAAACCUGUCCAGUUUGUUGCCAGGUGUUGACAUUUGAUGAAACAAAGUAAUCUCAAAUUGCUCACGGCAUGUAAAGAGUGAAGAUGAAGCUACAAUUUCCGAAGCAAAUGAUGUUAAGCAGAGUUUAUGAUAAGUUCUCAUCAUCAACAUCGAUGUGAGAGACAGAAUAGGAUCUGAACACAUUCUAAAUACAUGCAUUCUAAGAGAUUCCCUCUAUCUCAUGUUAAAUUCAUUAGUUCAGUUGUUCUUGUUGACUGGAUGGGCUGAAACACACCUUUUUUUUUCUUUUUCUUUUUUUUUCUGAAUUCUUUUUAGCACCCCUAGUGUUUAUUGUACAUGACUUCUAAUAUUGGAAGUCCUGGUGAUUUUUUGAAGAA